Messenger RNA from Diatraea saccharalis (sugarcane borer), 2292 nucleotides. NCBI's taxonomy places the organism in Eukaryota, Metazoa, Arthropoda, Insecta, Lepidoptera, Crambidae. The record is from the annotation of a GenBank genome assembly.
AUGCUCCAUCCCGCUCCAACGCCGUCGCCGCAACCACAGAAGCCGAUACUCACGUUCAACUUCUCCACCGAUGAAAAGUCGAAACCGAUGCCGGAUAUAAUACAGAACUUGUGCACGGACGCUCCGGUCGAUUUGCUAACUAAGGGUGACUCUCCGCUCUGUAAAAAAGAUUGGCGGGACGAACCUAUCAAUGAGGAGAGGAAAGAUCCUGAGCCAGAUUUGGAAUCGGACUCUCUCUCCGAUGACGACUCGUCGCAUACUGAGACUGCACCGAAUCAAUCCGUUCCGAGAGUAGAGGUGCACGAUGAAGUCGGGGAACUGAUACAGCUCGACAGUCUCAUGUUAAUUGAUAGCAGUACAGAGAAUAACGAGGAGAAGGCGUCGAGUGCUACUGUCACCGGUCCGACAGUGGUCGCCGUCGAAUCGGAGUCGUCAGAAUCGUGCCGAGAUGCGACCACUCUUGCGCUCACUGAAACAGAAUUGUCCGAUUGGGCGGCAGAAAGUGCAGUCCUAGACGAUUGCGGCUUAGACGACAGAGAAGACAGAAAAAGAAAUAAGAACCCCAGAACACUUAGUGGGCCGAAAUUGAUACACGAUGCCAAAAACAUAUCUGCGAUCUCGUCACACGUUUGCGGGCGAACUAGCCCGCCGCCUAUAGUUUACUCGAACGCAUUCGAAAACUUCGAAUUCGCCGAUGAAGGCGAACAGGACCCCUCUAUAGAGGCCCCACCGACGCCCCGCAAUGAGGGCUACAUGGAAUUGGUCGAUGAUGACCUUGACCCUGACCCCGAUCCCGACCCUUAUUCACUAGGCAACGACCGCUCCAUCAACUUCAUAGAGAGGAGCUUCUCCGAAACAGUGUUUAAACCUGCUAGCCACGAAGCUAGUGGGCCUCGAGAUGACCUCGAAACGCCAAUAAAAGAAAAAGAAUUAUGCGAUAACAAAACAGACGAAACACCGCCAGACGAACUGAAAUCACCGCAACUGUUGAAAUCGAUAGAGAUUGAGACGAGCGACAAAUCGAUCGGCGAUAGUACGCCGAAGUGCGACUCCCCGACGAAAAAGGAUCCUGAAAUCAUGAUGCAGCCGGAGACGAGUAAUAAAUUUGAAUUAGGAUCGCCCAGUUUAUCGGAAUCCUCUCCUCCUCUCGACAAUACGGUGGCUACGCCGUUGGACGUUUGUCGCCAGUCUAGCGAAUCGGAUACAAUGUCUCAGUCUGUUGUACCUGAAACCCCAAAAACCAUUUCUAGAAUGUAUACUGUUUCAAACACACCGCCUUUAUUUUCUAGUCCAGCCUCUAUAAGGCUGUAUUCACCGGCGAUUUGCCGGUCAGCGAGCGAAACGUUCAAUCGCUCGAAUUCUAGAAGCACAGACUCGCCUAGUCGAAGUGUUGAGUUAUCGAUGUCGUUGAAUUUGAGUUCGGGCUCAAUAUCUCCUGUAAGUCCUACGCCCUUGAAAGACACCACCAAUAAAGUACGAGAGUUGAAGAGGGAGAGAGAAGAGCAGACGGAGGUUGUGAGACGCUUGGUUCUAGAGAGACUUGGCAGUGGACCACGUGUUAGCAGAAAGUCUACGAGGAAAGCUCGCGCUUCGCCCAUCUCGAAUGUUCCGCCCCCUGUUCCGCCUCCCCCUUCGCUCCCCACACCUCCGCCUCCCCCACCGCCGCCUCGUCCUGCGCCCCCCGUGAUGUCUCUGCCUGUCACGCCUUCCUUUUCUGAUCCUGAACUAGCGAGAGAGAGGCGAAGCAAAAGUAUUAUGAAGAGCAUAUCCAAUUACCUCAACAAACGGCUAGGACCCCGACAAAAGUGGGCGUCGGAGCCGUCGGUCUCGAGCCACGAGAGUCCGCAGAGAUCGGUGGCCGCGCAUAAAUCUACGGGCGCGUUACAGGAGGCACCGCCCGUGCCGCCCCCGCCCGCCGGGUACUGUCCGCCUGUCGAACGUAGGCAACAACACAGAUUACCAGGGGCGAGCGGUGCCGAUGCGGAGGAGCGUGACGCCAUGCAGUUGUGGUUCGAGGCGCGGUGGGCACGACUAGUGGCGCAGCGCCGGGACAGGGACAGGGACCGGGACCGGGACAGAGACCGGGAGCGGGACAGAAACCGGGACCUUGAGGGGCCUAGUGCCCGUCGUCUUGCGCGUCUCGAGCGUCGUCUUACUCGCCCCCUGUCAGCUGAGCAGCAAGCGGCCACUGUGGCGGAGUUAGUUCAGGUGUCGGCACAACGCGACGCCCACCAAGCACUCAUGGCUGCCGACAGGAGACGCAGCGCUGCCGGAAUCGGCGCGGGCGACUAG